CUUACAAAAAAAUCUGUCAAUGUCAAUCAAAAAGCGGUGUUUUUUAAAAUUAAGGUUGUUUAAAGUUUUUAAUCGUUUUUAAAUUUCCAAUCUUUCAGCUAUAUACACAAUUAAUCUAUAAAUUAUCGAAAAUGAGUUCCUUUAACGUUGACUUUUUGGCUGAAGCCUUGCAAAGUACCAAAGUAUCGCCGAGCGGCGUCAGUUUUGCCGGAAAAUCUCUAAAAUUAGACAGCGAAGACGAUGCCAAAGACGUAGUCGAAGAAAUUAACAAAUGUAAAGAGUUGCAGUACCUUAACCUAGAAGGUAACACCGUGGGAGUGGAAGCAUCGAAAGUUAUAGCACAGGCCUUAGAGAAACACCCCGAAUUCAAGAGGGCACUAUGGAAAGACAUGUUUACGGGCAGACUCAAGUCUGAAAUUCCAAAAUCUUUGCAAUUCCUAGGCGAUGGCUUAGUAGCUGCUGGAGUCAGGCUCACCGAACUAGAUUUAAGCGACAACGCUUUCGGUCCAAUAGGUGUACAGGGACUGGCAUCAUUGCUCAAAAGCCCAACUUGUUAUGCACUGGAAGAACUCAGACUCAACAACAAUGGUUUAGGAAUUACUGGUGGCAAACUCUUGGCCUCCGCACUAACAGAAUGUUACAAUUCUAGUAAAGCCCAGGGUAAACCUCUAGCCCUUAAAGUGUUUAUUGCAGGAAGAAACCGGCUUGAAAACGAAGGUGCCACAGCACUGGCAGGAGUGUUUAAAAUGCUUGGUAGCUUAGAAGAAAUCGCCAUGCCCCAGAACGGUAUAUAUUACUCAGGAAUAACAGCCCUAUCCGAAGCAUUCACUUCUAAUAAAAACCUACAAAUUUUAAAUCUCAAUGACAACACAAUCGGAGAAAAAGGUGCAACCGCCAUAGCAAAGGCUUUGCCCAAUUUACAGAACUUGAAAGAAAUUAAUUUUGGAGAUUGCCUGUUAAAAACACAAGGAUCAAUUUUGUUGGCUCACGCAUUGAAGGAUAAGCACGAAAAACUGGAACAACUAGCCUUGGGAUAUAAUGAAAUAAAAAUGCGGGGUGGUCUAGAACUGGUAAAGGCUGUAGCGAAUAAAAUAAAAUUAAAAAAAAUCGUGCUGGACGGGAAUCAGUUUGGUGAAGAGGGGGCGGAAGAGUUGCAAGAUAAAUUUAAAGAAAUCGGAAAAUUAAACAUAAUAUCUUUGGAAGAUAACGAAGAGGAUUCAGAGGUUGAAGAUAAAAGAAGGGAUGAAAGUGAUAGUGAUAAAAGUGAAGACGACAGUGAUAUAGAUGAGCUACAAGAUACAAUACCCGUAGAAGACUUUCUGAGGUCACCCACAGCAAAAAAUUUUAUGUUAUUGGGCGAUCAAAGAACUGAACUUAUAAUUGAUGCGUCUAAAAGUUAUCUUGACAUUAAGUUAGACAAUUAUAUAUGCGUUUUAAUGAACGUGGCCUCUUUGACUGACAAUGCCAAAGAAAUCGUAGCAAAAACAGCGUUAAAGAGCACAGAAAGUCUUUACAAAGAACUGUUCGCUUGGUCGCAAAAAAACGACAAAACUUCCCUGGUUAACAACUUUAUUUUAAUAAGUAUGGGUUUGAUAAAAUGUGAAGAUAAAAGAUUUAAACCGUUUUGGAACAUUCCCGGAUGCCUAACUUCACUGAAAAACCUUUCAAAAUUGAAUUUUACCCCUGAUAGUACCAAAAACACUAUAAAGGUUUUUAUGGAAAGGGAAAUUGAACGAAACGGUACUCACCUUCAACUAAAAAAAGAAAUUUUAGCUGCACUAUAAUAGUUUUAAUGUAAAUAAAUGUACUUAGUUUUUUAAAAAGACUUAUUUUCUUUAAUUUA
Sitophilus oryzae (rice weevil) is the source of this 1843-nucleotide messenger RNA. RefSeq names its product ran GTPase-activating protein 1 (gene RanGAP). Gene Ontology annotation, molecular function: small GTPase binding; GTPase activator activity. Lineage: Eukaryota; Metazoa; Arthropoda; Insecta; Coleoptera; Curculionidae. The transcript is spliced from 9 exons. The coding region runs from base 132 to 1784 and encodes 550 amino acids. Gene Ontology annotation, biological process: activation of GTPase activity; signal transduction; nucleocytoplasmic transport. The record is from RefSeq and is a predicted model, not a curated record. Gene Ontology annotation, cellular component: perinuclear region of cytoplasm; nucleus; cytosol.